Miscanthus lutarioriparius is the source of this 2190-nucleotide messenger RNA. Lineage: Eukaryota; Viridiplantae; Streptophyta; Magnoliopsida; Poales; Poaceae. The record is from the annotation of a GenBank genome assembly.
AUGGCCACCGCCACGGCCGCCGCAGCCAGUGCCUUCUCCCACGGGUGGAGCCGGAGGUGUCCCCCACGCUCGCGCUCGCGGGCCACCGUCCCACGCUGUGGUCUCCUAGCUGAUUUGUCAGAUGUCUCCGCGUCAGAGUCAGAAUUGGUUGGAGACGACACAAAGACUUUGAUUUUUGGUAAAACAUUGAUGGAUGAAGCCGAGUUGGAUUGGCUGGUUACAAAUAGGAUGGCGGAAAAGGCUUUUGUUAGUUUGCCUAAAAAUGAAACAACUCCUAAGCCAGAGCCUCAUGAGUGUGUUGUUUUUCGGGAUCAAUUCGCUGCUGGACUUCGCUUACCUUGUCAGGAUUUUGUUGAAGAAAUUUUGAAGGCGUAUAACAUUGAGAUGCAUCAUUUGACUCCGAAUGGGAUAGCUAAAAUUGCUCUUUUUAUCUGGGCUGUGAAAUCUCAAAAUGUGAACUUGGAUAUUGGAGCCUUUUGUACUCCUCAUGAGAUGCAUACUCAGUUUAGGAACAAAACAGUGGAUGAGGCUUUUCAUCCGAAGAAGUAUUCGAAAGAUGAAGAUUUUGUUUCUGCUGUUGAAGUCAAGGCAGUUGAAAUUCUUGGCAAAUUUUUGAAGAAGGAGAAAGAUUUGAUGGACAAAAUUCUAGGGAAGGAUUAUAAACGUUUGAAUAGGGUUUUUGAAAUUGCUCAAAUCACAUAUAAUGAAAGGCCUCCACCAGCGUAUUCUCGUACAGCGAAGCCAAGUAUAGAGAAUGUUACAAAGAAGAAAAGGGUUGGUGAUCAACUUACUAAGAAAACUAGCAAAAAGAAGAAGGUUUCAACUUCUUUUUAUUCAGAAAGAGUUGUAGAAGAUGAAGUUGAUUUGGGUGUUGAUGCUGACAGUCAAGAAGUUCUUAGUCAGCAAGCUCGCGAAGAUGAGAUUGAAGAAGGUGAGAUUGUGGUUAAGGCUUCACAGGAAACUGCAGAGCCGUCUUCUCAAAGAUUUGUUGCUAAAACUCCACCAGGAACUGUGGGGGAUGUUGGUGCUGUUCUUCAUGUUGCCUCACCUCCUCAAAUUGUUUUGCAAGAUACUGAUUUAGGAGGUAGGCCUAUGGAGACUGAUGCUCCAAGAGUUAAAGCUCACAAGGGUAAGGGUACAACUACCAUUACCCUUGAUUUUGAUGAUUCUGAUGAUGAUAUCUUUGACGAAGAGGUCGAAAAUGCCCAUGCUUCUCAUCUUUCUGAGUCCCCAAUUGAUGUAAAUACUGGUGAAAAAGUUGCAUAUCAACUCGAGAAGGGUGUUUCUACGGUUGAAGCUUUAGAAACUAUUCCUAAUGGAGUGGACCCAGAGGCAUACAAACGUUGUUUGGAGUACCGCCAAGCUCAUGGUGUGAAUUUAGACACUUUCAAAUUUAUUGGGAUUGGCUUGGACAAACUUCAUAUUAUGUCAAAGAAGCCAGAAUUAAAGUUGUCAAGGUGCAUUGAUGAUGCCUUCGCAGUUCCUGACGCAGAGGCUGAACUUGUUGGUAAAUCUUCCCUUGAGUUGGCGGACACUAGUGUUACCAUGAUUUACAAGAACGCUCUUUUGCAAAGGAAUUUGCGUAAAUCUCUUGAAGAAGAUGCGAAGAAUGCGGCACUUCAAGAGAAAAAUCAUGAUAAGAUUGUGAAGGAGAAAAAUUAUCUUGAGAAGAAGUCUAUUGAGAAAGAUCAAAAUUUUCAUGAUAAGUGCAAUCGCCUGUGGGAAUUUUGUAAAAAUUGCUAUGACAAGUUUGGAGCAAACCCAGAAGAUCCUUGUUGGGAGCUUGGAGAGUUUGAUCCAUUUUUUGCUUGGUUGUGUCGUCAGUAUGAGGAUUUGCCAACUGUUAUUCAGACUAGUGCUAAUUUGAGUUGUGUUUAUGCAACUCGCACACUUUUCCACUUAAUGAAAGAGGUAAAAGAUCCCUUGUAUGAACAAAUGUUGGACAAGGAUUAUAAGUUUCCUUCUAUGGAGCAAUUGAGUCAGCAGCAACUUGAGAAAGAAAUUGCCGCUGAUGAGAAGGAUGAAGUUGGUGUAUUGCCAUUGUUAAUGUGUAAGGACAACUUUGUCGUUGAUCCUUCGUUGUGGUUGGAGUAUGCAACUAAUGAGGCGGACCCUAUAUUUGAAACAUUUGUUGAAUAUUUUGAAUCUAAAAAUCUUAUUGCUAAGAACAAGAAAUCUUGUUUACCGUGA